Messenger RNA from Bemisia tabaci, 3854 nucleotides. The record is from RefSeq and is a predicted model, not a curated record. NCBI's taxonomy places the organism in Eukaryota, Metazoa, Arthropoda, Insecta, Hemiptera, Aleyrodidae.
GUAAACAUUACAAUUUUCUUUGGUUAUGUGGUGAUUUCUAAAAAUCGCACCCCUUAAAUCCGCAGUUAAAAAUGUGGUUUUCGGUCAAUUUAGGAUUAAUUUGUUUCAAAAAUUGUAACGUCCUUAAGAAUAGUAUCUUGAAAUCCAGUUUAAUUCCAAUUUCCUGCUGUGGUAUCCCUAGAACUCAGGUGCUCUUCAAAAGUUACGACAACAAGAACCUAGGGCAUUCCACCAUACUUUGGCAGGAUGGCUCUGAUAUGCAAGAAUUACCCGUCAUAGUCCGGAAAAUUCGUGGAGCGGAAGUAUUUAUGCUGUAUGAUAUAGAUGGCAAAUCAUCUAGUGGCAAACAUCCAAAACAAGACUCACCUCCAACUAGCAGUGGCUCAGCGGAACAUAUGCGCAAACCACAAUAUUCAAUGGGGGAGCAUACUUUUAAAGUCUCCAUGGAUCUAUUUGAGCUGAACAGGGACCGUCUGGUGAAAGAGCUCAAAAAAGACGGGAAGUGCCCAGAAAAUUCUGUCAUUGUUAUGAAAGGAGGAUCAGGUGUUAGCCUUUAUGAUACAGACAUUGAGUAUCUAUUCAGACAGGAAGGCUAUUUUCAUUGGGCAUUUGGUGUUGAAGAGCCAGACUUUUAUGCAGCAAUAGAGGUGAAUACAGGGAAGUCGCACCUUUUUGCACCGAGAUUACCAGCCGAGUACAGUGUGUGGAUGGGCCCUCUUCUUACCUUGGAGGAUUUCAAAAACAGAUACAAAGUGAACGAAACUCAUUUUGUGGAUGAGCUAAGCACCGUUCUGAAAAGUAUGAAUCCAUCAGUAUUACUAGUAUUGGCUGGAGAAAAUUCAGAUAGUAAAUUAAAAUUCGCUAAUAUUCCUGAUUUCGAAGGCAUGGAAAGUUUCAACAUUGAUAAUGAAAUUUUAUUUCCGGUGAUGGCUGAGCUACGUGUAGUCAAAACCGACAUGGAAAUUGAUGUUUUGAGGUAUAUAUGCAGGAUUUCAUCCGAAGCCCAUCGAAUGGUGAUGACCAAGGUUCGCCCAGAUAUGUACGAGUAUCAGGCAGAGGCAAUAUUUUUACAAUACGUGUAUUUUGUUGGUGGCAGUCGGCACACAGCCUAUACCUGUAUCUGUGGCUCUGGGCCUAAUUCCGGAGUUUUGCACUACGGUCAUGCUGCAGCACCAAACAGGAAACAAAUCAAGGAUGGAGACAUGCUUUUAUUUGAUAUGGGUGCUUCUUAUUACGGGUAUGCAUCGGAUAUCACCUGCUCCUUUCCAGCCAAUGGCAAAUUCACUGAAGAUCAGAAACUAAUAUACAAUGCUGUCUUGGCUUCUAAUCGAGCCGUGCAGAAAGCAGCAAAGCCAGGAGUCAGUUGGGUGGACAUGCACAAAUUAGCCAAUGAAGUAUUAUUAACCAAGCUUGUUGAAAUGAAGCUACUGAAAGGAAAUGUUACAGAAAUGAUGGAGGCUAAUAUGGGAGGAAUAUUUCAGCCUCACGGCCUGGGUCAUCUGAUAGGGAUUGAAGUUCACGAUGUUGGCGGUUACCUGCCAGGAACUCCUGAGCGACCAACACAACCCGGUCUUUCAUCAUUGCGGACAGCUCGCAUUUUGCAAAAGGGCAUGUACAUGACCAUCGAACCUGGCUGUUACUUUAUUGACAUUAAACUUGAUUCUGCUCUCGCUGACCCGAAGCUGAAAGAUUUCUUCAAUGUGGAGGUAUUGGAGAGGUUCAGAGGAUUCGGAGGUGUGCGUAUAGAGGAUGAUGUUCUUAUUACCGAGGAUGGCUGUGAAAACUUUACCGAAGUGCCAAGAACUGUGGAAGAAAUUGAAAAACUAAUGGCUGACAGUCAUAAUGCCGUACCAUAUCCCACGCCCAGUGGACAACCAAAAUUUUAAUUAUGUUAUCUUCAAAAAAAUCAUAUUUUUCUAAAACCAAUUUUUAUCUAACAUUUACAAUCGUAGUAUCAGAAACUUGUCCACCUACAUGAAUAGUCUAUUGCUCACAUUCCUAGUUUUAAGCUUUCUUGUUCAUUCUAUGAAAACUUUUAAUUCAGUUUCUUCCAUUUCAAAACCAUAUUAUACCCAAUACCCAUGUACAUUUUGUCUAUGGGCCAAUUUUCAUACAAUCUCAACGCUUUUGCAAGUUAUAAAUAUGUACAAUGGGCCACUAAAGAAGGUCUGAACUGAAUAGAAACGUCACGUGUUUUCACUUCCAAAUCUUAUGUAGAGAACGAUUCUUACAUCGGGAAUAUAGGUAAUCAACCGCUGGAAGAAGUACUAACAAGUAUUCCUCACACAGAUCAAGUAGAAAGGAGAUACUACAAAUGAUGUAAUUUUAUUUUUUCCAUUAAACUAUGUUAACGAUAAAUACUUAUAUUUUGUUUAGGAGUUGAUUUUCAGACUUCCCAUUGUAAGAUUCGAUUUCCUCGAGAACUUUCAAAGAAACAACAGGUAGUUUCAUAACGCAAUUCAUACCUUGUACAGAGGCUCAUUCAACAAAUAAAAAGAUGUCAGGAGUUUUAGUUAAAAUAUCUUUAUUUCUGCGGCCUUGUGUAGUUAAAACAUUGUAGCACUCCAUAACAUGCUUUUAAAUGAUUGCUCUGAAUAUUCUCAAAAUUUUGAUCGAAAAACAUUGGCUUUCCUCUUAAACUUUUCAAUACUGUGCUCUUAUUAUUGACAUCAGCUUCAGUAAUAUUUUCUUGACCUUCAAUCGAUAAAUUUUAAAAAUCCUUCAACAAUCAUUGAAUUUCUAUACUUCUGUUGCAUGGAAAUGUAUAUGCAAAUCGAGCUGUUUGAUCUCAAAAGCAAAUCCAAUGAUUGAGUAUCAACGUAUAUCUACUCAUACAAUAAGCAUGGAGUAGAUAAAGUAUUUUCCUGUUUAUUUCUCAUUAUUCAAGUAAGAUGACAGUGCCUUUUUCAUGUUCUAUCUUUACCAAUAAAGGAUGGACACUCCUGUGAUCUCUGAAUGUAGGACUCUAAUUUAUUGCUCUUCUGCUUCAUAACUUGUCUUGAGCAGUAUCAAUAUUUGCUCAUUUAGUAUUUGAACUGAUUAGGGUAAGCUUUGGGUCAGUUGAUCAUGAUACAAUAUACUUUUUUGAUAGUUGCUUUCAAUAGGUUAACAAAAAAUAAUGAAAUCUGUAUUAUCACCAAGUUUGAAGCAUCGCUAUUAAUCGAAAGAUGGUUGUUGGAAAGACAUAGUAGAUUACAGCAUACUUCGUAAGAUUUUUUUCUUCUUUGGAAAGUAUCUCCAUUAAUACUUGAUAUAUUUUAAAAUAUUUCAAUGGUCGAAGUGCCAAACCACGUAUCUUUGUUUACAACAUUGCUGACUUCCUAUCACAUUUAAUUUUCUCCUUUGGAGUAUUGGUAAACGUUAUUUUUUCAUGACUGCCUUGAUUCUUUUUCCUCUUAGAAGAAUACGCUGUAUAAGUUUCAAGCCAUAAAGUUAGCUUCUUUAGGAAAAAAUAAAAUUGAUAGAGAAAUUUUGAAACAUCGCAAUAGAGGUACGUGGUUUCCGACUAAGGCCAUCAAUUUGUGGUACAAACAGAAAAACUCCCUGUGGUUCAAUAUCAGUUCGUAUUGAAAAAGAAUGUGAAGCUAAAACUACCUUAGUGUGAUAUCUGUAAGAGACUCCAUGUUUCAAUUUUUUUAAUCACAGCUUUUAAUAAGCCCAGCUGGAAAAAAGAAGGGUUCGCAAGAUACCUCAUGAAGUUCAGAAAGUUUCAUUCAUACGGGUCUUCAAUUUUUAGCAGUCAUACUUGAGGCAAGUUUACAAUAACGGUGCUACUUAAGAUUUAAGCCAAAGAAAAUAAAACGUGUAUGAACUGAAAUCCGGGUGGUCAUUCCAAUAAAUGUAUUAUUGAUUGA